GCACCAAAGAAAUAUUGGAUUGCAAUGUCGGGAUCAAGCCACAUCAUGACAUUGUUUGGAGGCGAGCUGUUCAAACAUCAGGGUGCCGAGAUGAGGAAGUGGAGGGAGAGCCCGUGCACUCCCAAGACCGUCGCGUUGCUCAGUCCCCUGGGGACGAUCCGAGUCGACGCGUGUGAGAAUGGCGUGCACACCAUCCAGAUCCUAAUGGAUGUCGCACCUGCUGAAAGGAGCGGCGAGGCCCCCCUGAGCUGCCGCGUGGUCAACGGCGGCUCGGCAGAAACGAGCCCCGAGUUGCGGCGCUGCGUAGAAUGGCUCCAGGCGUACUUCGGCGAUCCGCGCAGCACUGGGAGUCUCCCGCCGCCCGCCAUUCACCACCCCGCCUUGAGUGCAGACACAUUCACCAGUCGUGUGCUGCACGUCCUGUUCAGAGAUGUGAAAAUCGGGGAGACGGUCUCUUACAAACGCCUGGCUGAGAUGGCGGGAAACCCCAGAGCGGCGCGGGCAGUGGGCGGGGCCAUGAGGAAGAACCCGAUUCCGCUCAUCAUCCCCUGCCACCGAGUCAUUUCGAGCAGUGGCCAGAGCGGCCCGUACAUGAGCGGCAGGGGCGACCGCCUCAAACAAUGGCUGCUCGCCCACGAGAGGCGGCGCGAGGAAGGCUGACGCACGACGGACGCCAACUGUAUCAAGUAUUGAAGAAAAAACACACACACAGAUAAAACACGGGCGCAAAGUUGAGUGUGUACGUAAAUAUUCAAUUUAAAUUAUUAUUAUUAUUUUUUUAAAUCUAAGAAUAGAGAUGCUUGCAUAGUUAAUGUACUAGCGAGUUGUUGCAGAAUUAGAAUGUACAAAAAUAACUUAAACAGAGAACAGUAGGAAUUACAAACAUAUGCUCCCGUGGGCCUCCGCUGCGUUUGCCAGAUAGUGCUUGGAAUGGUUUUUCUAAAGAGUUAUUAUUCCCUUAAAAAUAUGUCUCUCGCAUUCUUGUUGUUGUUGUUUUUUUCCUGAGAGCAGAAUUAGUCUUUGUACCUCUCAUUGUUUUUUUAAUUUCCUGCCAAGCGAGUGCUUUGUUCGACAUCCAGUGAUAAAGGCUCAGAAUUUUGCCGCUACAAAGCUUUGUAGUGGAGUAUUUGUUUU
Messenger RNA from Phycodurus eques (leafy seadragon), 1134 nucleotides. It is a transcript of the gene mgmt, whose product is annotated as O-6-methylguanine-DNA methyltransferase. Gene Ontology annotation, biological process: DNA repair. The transcript has 5 exons. Gene Ontology annotation, molecular function: methylated-DNA-[protein]-cysteine S-methyltransferase activity. Gene Ontology annotation, cellular component: nucleus. The coding region runs from base 25 to 660 and encodes 211 amino acids. Lineage: Eukaryota; Metazoa; Chordata; Actinopteri; Syngnathiformes; Syngnathidae. The record is from RefSeq and is a predicted model, not a curated record.